UGUGAUUUUGGAUUCAGUUGAUGCCUUAAGGAAUUUUGUGAUUUGACUUAGGUAGUUGUUUUGAAUUCAUGAGAAUUGUAUACAGACAAUUUAUUGACUGUGAUGAACUUGAUUGUUUUGAAUUAAGUUAAGAAAUAGUGGGAAUGGAUAUUUAAGUCCACUAAGUUUCAGUUUGAUCAUAAUGUUAUGAUGUGCAAAUUGGACAUAAGUGAUCUAAGAGCGCCGGUUGCAUAAUGGUUGUGACUGUGAGUUUUUCAGAUUCUGUGUUUUGAGAUGCAUAGGUAGAUUGUUUAUGAUGUUGCUCAAAAGGCUUAGUGAUCACCCUAUUGUAGUCUUAAUCGAACUAGUUUCUUGGUUUAUACUUGCUUAAGUGGGAGAAUGUAAGAUUGUAAGCAUGAGUAUGAAUAUGUGAACUUAGUUAAAGCAUUAAAGACUGAAUAGUAAGUCUUGUUGAGAUUGGAUAUUUGAAUCCAUAUCGGUGCUGAAUUGCUAUUUCAUAAGAAUUGUUUUUCUAUAUGGAUUUUAAUAGGGAAAUCCUUAUGGAAUAAGGUUAGGAUUAUAUAGUAUAUAUAUGGUGGCCUAUGCUCUCACAGUGUGUGCUAAAUUUUAGACUAAGACCUAUUAUUAGUUAAAAGCCUUUGAACACUAAAGAGAGGAGAAGGUGCGCUGUGAUUUUCUGCAGAGAUCAGACAUGGCAACCGGUUCAAGUUCAUCUGCAGGUAUGGUUUUCUUCAUGUAUUGUUUGCUGAGUUAUGGUCAUGUGUUUUGAUCAUUGUGAUUCAUGUUGCUAGAUCUUGGUUCUAUGUUUAGUCUAACACUUUGAUCAUACAACUUCUUGCUUUACAUAUGCCUUACUCUGAUAUAGGUGGCGACUCAUUUGAAUUUGAAUUGUAGAGAAAAAUUAGUUAUCAUUUAUAGAUUCUGAUUGGAUAAGAUUAUAUAUUUGAAUCACUUAUUCAGAUUCGACAAGUUUACUGCAUUCUAAUGUUUACUAAAAUACUAGAUUGAGCUUUUUUUUUCUUUGGUACAACUUAAUUAAACACGGUGAAAAACAACCUACAACAUAAAAAAAAAACUGAGGCAAACUGACAGCAAGGGAAACAAGGUGGCAAAAAACCACCACACUCAGCAACCAAGAACAACCCAAAGCAUAAGCAACAACAAACAAGAAACAGAGAGAUUCCGAGAAAGCAGAACUUCGUUGUUACCUGCAGGAAACCUAAACAUUGACAAAGAAAGUCUGCAGGGAACGGUAGACACAAUGGCAUAAAAAUGGAAGUAGCAUCCCUGGAAUUAUUCUGAAAAUUUCUGUCGCAAUGCGAACAAAAAGUCAAUGAGAGGGUACCAAAUUAAUCAAUUACAUCUGUAUGUAGUUACGUACUGACAUGCAAUAAAAAAAAAUCACGUGAAGAGAGAGGUAGACGCAAUGGGACAUACAACCGGUUACAAGACAUAUUCUCUCCCACCCGAGAUACUCAUGUUGAUACUUCGUUUUUUGAUAUUUGUAUAUUAAAGUCAAAUGUGGGGGUUCAUCUCUUCCUCUAAUUUUUCAACUCACAAUUAACUUGAAUUACAAGAAUUGAAGAGGAGAGAAAACGAUGCUGAUACUUACAACAACCAAUCAAAGCAUGUAAGUUUCCUUUGAGCUGAGGGAACUAGAUGACCACAUAUGAAUUGAGAUAUUUUCUACUAGACGAACAUCGUUCUUUGAUUGAAUCCAAACCUACUUCUGAUUGAAGACAGUUUUCUCAGUUUCACGUUGGAGAACCUUACACAUUACUUCACUCAAGUAUCCUAAAACAGUAAUAGAAAGUCUAGAUUCUUUGCAUAUAAAAAUGGUUUUUUGACACAUUGAUUUGCAGCGGUUACAUGUCUUCAGAAUAUGCAAUUGAUGGUUUCUGCUGUAUAAAGUUCAAAGUCUUUAGCUUUGGUGUUUUGGUGCUAGAGAUAGUGAUUGGGAGCAGAAAUAGAGAAUUCUCUCAUCUAGUCUUCAACCUCAACCUUCUCGGACAUGCAUGGAUGCUACACACAUAAGGCAGGCCUCUCGAACUGCUUGAUACAUCGGUAGAGGAAUCCAUCACUCUGCAUGAAGUUGUACGAACAACUCAAAUGGGUAUUUUAUGCAUGUAGCUGAAUUCGGAAGAUAGGUCGAGCAUGUCAGCUGCAGUUCUAAUGUUGGGUGGUGAAGGGUUGCCUGGCUUCUGCACCAUUUCCUACCAAUACAGUGGAUUGCUACAUACCUCUCUUCAAAAUCAGUUAGCAAGUAUACCCAAAAGGUUUCAUGGCAGGUAAUGGUCUGCCAUCUCUGGGUCGUGUGAAACUAGCCGAUUUGGCUCCUGCUGAAGGCCUUCCAUCAGAUUCUUACAAACUAUCUGUUUCAACUUUGUCACAAUCACUAGCUCAGUAUUCUGCUGCCAUCAUUCAGUUUCCAGUGAGUGAUGGGGCUCUUUUGAGGUCGGGUUUAGAUUCGGCUCACCUCUACUUCCACCAGAAAGCAUCAUACCCAGCUGCCGAUAUGGUUAAUAAUAAUGACCCUCGUGACUGGUGCAAGACUUCCGGUUAUAAUGCAGAUCCCCAAUUGUGGCUGGAAACCUAUGAUUACAGACCUGGACUCACUCCUUUAGAGCCCAACAACACAAUGGAAUUUCCUCCAGCAGGUGUACCAGAUAUAUUUUCAAUGCUUGCAAAGGCAGCUAAGGAUAUAUUGGAUGCUAUCAGCUUCUAUUUGAACUUGAGGAGCUCUCCAUUUACUGAAGUACUUGAUAAUGUUCCCUUAAGAAAUCAGGAAAUAUCUUCUUCAGUAUUAUCUGUCUGCUGUCAUGCAAGGCCUUCAUUUCAGGGCGCACAACACCAUAAUUUUACGACCCAAGAGGAUGGCCAGUUGGUUAUGUUUUCUGACCAUGAGCAUCAAGUUGACAAAAGCUUGAUAUCUCUUGUCAAGUCAGACAAGGCCGGUCUACACAUAAAGGACUUUCAGGGUCGUUGGGUUCUUGUGGAUGGCGAUCUUGGUCCUCAAGAAGCUAUUGUUUACCCCGGACUUGCACUCUAUCAGGCAACUGCAGGAUAUGUCAACCCAGCACUACAGAGAACAGAGCCUACUAAUACACAGAGUAACUUGUUUGGGCGAUGUUCCUUGGCAUUUAAACUCAUGCCUAAACCCAUGACCAGUCUCAGUUGUUCAGAGAUGAGAGCCGCUGGUCAUGGGGUUGAACCUCAGUUCCAGCUUCCAGUAGCGGUUGAUGACUUUAUGCAGAGAUCUCACCCCACCGAUCAACUCUUUAACAGACUCAGUUUUCAAAGUUUCAAUUUUCUUGCAGCACAAGAUGGAUCUGUGAAGCCUUUGUUGAGGAGGAGAAAGAGUGAAAGAACCAAACCUCUGCCGCCUUCCAAGAGAUUACGGGUCGAGGCCCAGAGAGUCCUGAAGGAAAGGGUUCAAGACAUUGCAGACAAGAAGGGAAUCAAGCUGAGGUUCUGCAACCUGAAGGAGUGUGAGAGUCACAUUCAGGCACUUGAUAGCCCAUGUGCAAAUAUAAGAUUGGAGAUCGGGUGGCCGCAUGGAGUGCCAUUUGUUCAUCCCCAUGAUCUCCCAAACAAGGCAAAGAUCGGUUUCCUUGAAGCCUAUGAACCUGGUUGGACUGCUACUCAUGAUAUGGAGUUAAGUCUAACUGAACCUGGACAAGCCGGCCAGUCAACACUCAGUUAAUUGUAAUUGACUCGUAUGGUGCUAACUUCAAUACAUGACCACCCAGAAGCGUGUGGUCCAACUUCGCAUGUGAUGCUCAUAGGAUGACAAUCAUGACUCAUACUUCCCAUACUAAGUUUUCGGUUUGUAUAGACAUUUUUGAGAAAAGAUUUAGUCCUUCACUUCAGUAGUUGACAAAGUGAACGCCAUGGAUUUGGAACCUUCAUCUCCUUUUUGUAUCAGUUGUACUCAACUCUGAGAUGGGUAUCGGGAGCAAUAGGAUCGGAAAAGAGCUGAAUGAAACAUGGAUAGGAGAGUGGAUUUUGGAAAGAUAGUUGCACCUCUCAUAUGGUGUAAGUUUUGAUGCUGUAAUACACUUGUUAUCGAAUUUCGAAUGCUUUCCGCUGCUGAGUUAUAGACUAAUAAAGAGAGGGAGCACCAGAAUCUUGCUGCAGAUGUUCAUUAAUUAAUCUUGUACUCUUUUA
Messenger RNA from Malus domestica (apple), 4167 nucleotides. RefSeq lists its product as uncharacterized. NCBI's taxonomy places the organism in Eukaryota, Viridiplantae, Streptophyta, Magnoliopsida, Rosales, Rosaceae. The record is from RefSeq and is a predicted model, not a curated record.